Messenger RNA from Bombus terrestris (buff-tailed bumblebee), 2592 nucleotides. Its product is annotated as SAP30-binding protein. Gene Ontology annotation, biological process: regulation of DNA-templated transcription. The transcript is spliced from 2 exons. NCBI's taxonomy places the organism in Eukaryota, Metazoa, Arthropoda, Insecta, Hymenoptera, Apidae. Gene Ontology annotation, cellular component: nucleus. The record is from RefSeq and is a predicted model, not a curated record. Bases 643 to 1635 code for a protein of 330 amino acids.
GGCGAUGAUAACCUAACUUUAUAAUGUAUAUUUUAAUAAAGGAAGGAGAAAUAAAAGGAAACCAUUAUAAUGAUAAUAGAGAAAAUAAGUAUUUAGCUAGUAGCUAGCAGAGAUCACAAUUAUGUUUGUUUCAAGUUUUCUUCAGCCAUUCGUUGGGAAUACGUAUAGGUAUUUUAUUAAUUUUGCGCAUGCGCACCAGCGAAAUUCGUAAAAAAGGUUGAAGUUAGAAUACAAGACGGUAUGCAUUGAUAAUGUUCAAGUUUUUUUCAUAAGGGAAACAUUAAUUAGUUGAAAAAUAAGACGUCGUAAGUUUAGCGUAAUGAGUGGUAAAUCAGGUAUAGUGUAAGCAGAAAAAUUGUGGAUUCAAAUAGUCAGGUUGGUUGUGGCUAUCGCACGAAAUUUAGAUCUUUAAUGACAUAACCUGAUGCGCUUGUCAGUUGAUUGGUGGAUCUAAAAUACGAGAUUUGAUAUAGUAACAAACAUUCCAACGAAAUAUCAGGGCAUAGUUAAUGUUGAUAUAUAAGGCAUAUUUACAUACAUAAAUGCCCUACAACUAAAAGGCGUACAGCUCUACGCUACACCGGUGAGUUCCAACACAAAAUAUUGCUUGGUAGUACGGCGGACACUCAAAGCCAACUAACCAUGUCUGUACAAAGUGUUGCUCUGGCAUCUCUCACGGCCACCUAUACCGACUCGGAGGGCGAAGACGGGGUGGAAGACGACCUUCAGGAGAAUUCGAACACUCCCCAGGGGGCCGCCCCGCAUAAUGCCCAAGUCGGUCAGCCCCAGGCUUUCACCAGUCCCAAAUCUGGCACAUCAGCCUCAAAUAGUCCCGUUGUUGCACCCAACGUCGGUGGCAAGUCUAGUAACGAUUUGUCGAACGCACCCACCUUAGUAACAGAUGUGACAUCUAAGGUGCAAAGAUUGGUUUCAUACUUUGAUGAUACAAUAGUCUCCGAUGACGAGGGAGUGGUACAAACACAAAUCGAUGGACAGCCUUUUGAAAAUGGAAGGCCCUCCUCGAUUAUGGAAUGCUCUCCCUCUUGUCAAGGAGAACAGUUAGUUUCAGAUAGCGAGGUGGAUCCCUAUGGCGUUGUUAUACCACCAGAGCCAUCAGGACAGUGUCCUGUGGAACUACAGGAAAAAAUAACAAAACUUUUUAGGAAAAUGGAGAGCGGCGGUUUGGAUAUGAACAAAGUUAUACAACAAAGGAAGGAUUUUAGAAAUCCAUCCAUUUAUGAAAAACUCGUUCAAUUUUGUAGCAUCAAUGAAUUGGGUACUAAUUAUCCUCCUGAUAGAUUCGAUCCAUUUAAAUGGGGUAAAGAUUCGUAUUACGAGGAGCUCGCCAAAGUUCAAAAGGCAAAAAUGGAUAAACUCGAAAAGGCUAGGAAAGAGAAAACAAAAAUCGAAAUUGUUUCUGGUACAGCUAAGCGACCCAAUAGUUCUAGUACAACGGAAGAUGACGCUAAAAAAAGAAAAAGUAAAUGGGAUCAAGUUGCAACUGGAGCUACUGCCUCGAUAAAGCCAACUGUGCUGUUAUCUCAACCAACUCUUACCACUUUAACAUCAUCUGCAACUGGCACCAAAGCAACGGUAAUAUCUGCUUUUGGAUCUUUACCAAAGAAAAGACUGUAACAUACCCUGUAAAUCAUUUGUAAAUAUUACGUUUUUCGAAAAAGCAACAGUUCAUCCUUCAUUUAAUGUUGUUCCAUAUAGAAAAGGAAAUUGCAGCGGAUUUCGCAUAAAUGUGAAUAUAAUAUAGACUCGCAUAACAUGCGAUCAUAUAUUCAUAUAGCCAUACAUGUUAUCCAUAAGAUUGAUUUCUUAAAUUUAAUUGUUGGUUUUGUUGAACGAUACCGAAUCGACCUUUCAUUUUAUAUAUUAUGGGAUAAACUGUUUUGGAAGUAUAUCAUUAGUAUGACGUUUGUCAGAAUGAUUAUCAACAAGGAUGCAUCAAGUCGACAGCUUUCAAUCACAUAUACAGAAAAUUAUGCAAGAGAAGGAGAGAAGAAAUAAUAUAAACUAAGAAAGAAAGGUUUCUUAGAAAAAGAAGAUUUUGAAAUUAAUGAAAUGAGGAAUAAGGUAUUGAUCGACCGUUAUAUUGAGUUUUUUUUUGUGCUUUCUUCCUCUAUAAAAUAUUUUUAAUUUAAGAUAAAUUUUGAUAUUUAUGUAUACUUUUUUCGUGACAUUAUUUUCCACGUUAAUGGUGUCUUACUUAGUGAACUAAAAGAAAGGUAUAUAGGAGAUGUAAAGGUAAUAGGAGAAAAACAGAUACAACGAUAACGUUUAUUAUGAAAGGAAUUUCCUUUUCUUUUUGUGAAUAUAUUUAUAACAUUUAGCUAUUUUUAUUUUAUUAAUCGACGAAUACCAAAAUACUGUGUAAAAUAUGUACAUUGUAACAUGUGUUGCCAUUAUAACGAAAAAUUUAGAAAUCAAUUGAAUCUUUUUCAAUUAAAAUUAUAGUGAAAAAAUUAUUAUUUGUAAAGAUAAUUGUAACGAACAAGUUCAUUCAAAUAAUUUCAAAUAGAAUUAGAAUUGACUUAGUUUCUUGUAAAUCGAAAUAAAUGGUUAUAAUGAUACUUUUAUAAGAAA